This is a messenger RNA of Anastrepha obliqua, 994 nucleotides long. Its product is annotated as matrix-remodeling-associated protein 7. The transcript is spliced from 3 exons. The coding region runs from base 174 to 665 and encodes 163 amino acids. NCBI's taxonomy places the organism in Eukaryota, Metazoa, Arthropoda, Insecta, Diptera, Tephritidae. The record is from RefSeq and is a predicted model, not a curated record.
AAAAAUGCUCGAACAUUUUACCUCACCUAAUAUUUCUUUUGCAAUUUUCUGUUCAUUACAUUUCGCGUUUGUUUGUUUACUUUUCUUGACGCAAGUUUAUUUAGAGGUGACUAAAACAAAACAAUAAAAUUUGUUCAAAGAGAUUUUAUGCCAACCGAAUUAAAGUUAACGAAAUGCAUGGUCUACUUGGCAUCGGCGAAAUAUUUGAUUCAUUCGACAAUAUUUACUUGUUGAGCACUGCCACCAUGCUGGCUGCCGUGGUUUUGGCGUUCUACUUUUCCAAUUUGGUGAAGGACAUUGGGAUGCCUAGCGUUCCAGAGGAGCGGGAAAUUGAGGAACAUCGUGGCAUAAAUGGAGUGGAGCAUAUCAUGGGCAGUGGUAAGAACUUUGGCGAACAACAGUUGGAGGGGCCGUAUGAUUCCAGUGACGAUGAAGAUUUCGACACAGACAACCCUUUAGGCGAUGGCUUGGUGGGCAAAAUUAAAUCGGCGCGUCUAAAAGAGUUGGAAGCGCAAUUGACGCACGACCAACUGGAGGAAGAGCGCAGAAUCGAACGUGAACAACUUGCGGCAAUUUUCGAACUGUUAAAAAAACAGGAGGCAGAAUUAAAUAUGAAAGAAAUAGACGAGCGAGAACUAGUUGCCCAAUUGAAUUUGUAUCGCUGAAGGGACGCUGUUGUUGUUGUAGCAUCAUAAACAUUCCCCAUAUUUACAUACCGGCAAUGCUGCUGGAGUGACAGUCCUUGGCCGGAUAUAAAUCCGGGUCGUUUCGGUAACGUAGAACCGACUGUCGUGGAAACGGGGAAGGGACGCUAGUCUUUGAUGCCUGCAUAGAACUCUGCGCUGAAUCGAAUUUGCAGCAAUAAGUAUUUUUAAGCACAAUGUGUAUCUAGUCUUUAAUGUUCUGUAUAUAAGUAGAGUGUAUGUUACUUUGUGUUUAGAUUUAGAAAUGUUGAUGUGUUAAUAAAAUAAGACAACCUUAUUUAUGAUUUCAA